CUUCACCUUGUCGCACAGCUUCCGGAAAAGAAACCCAAAUGUAGACUGUGGAAUGUGUAGCGUUUUAAGCGAAUUUCCAUGAAACCACACGAAUUUUUUAACCUGUCUUUCAUCAAAAUAUGACUAGUCAAAGUGAGUUAACAAAAUUAAGUGAUGAGAGUUUGGCUCGACCACCCGAUGAGGUUUUUGAUAUAAUUUGUAAAAUAGGAAGAGGUGACCCUCUAAAGCGACUCCCAGAGGACGACCUUACAAGGUCACCGGAAGAAGUUUUUGAUAUUCUAGGCAAAUUAGGAGAAGGAUCCUAUGGGAGCGUAUACAAGGCUCUCCACAAGGAGUCUGGCCAGGUGCUGGCCAUUAAACAAGUCCCGGUGGACACAGACCUACAGGAGAUCAUUAAAGAAAUCUCCAUCAUGCAGCAAUGUGACAGCGUCUUCAUAGUCAAGUACUACGGCAGUUACUUCAAAAACACAGACCUAUGGAUUGUAAUGGAGUACUGCGGCGCUGGGUCAGUGUCAGACAUUAUGAGAUUACGCAAUAAAACACUAACUGAAGAUGAGAUAGCUACAAUACUCUACGAUGCUUUGAGAGGUUUGGAGUAUUUACAUUCCAGGAGAAAGAUCCAUAGGGACAUCAAAGCAGGGAACAUUCUGCUUAACACAGAAGGCCACGCUAAACUGGCCGACUUUGGGGUGGCUGGACAGCUGACAGACACCAUGGCCAAAAGGAAUACUGUGAUAGGUACACCAUACUGGAUGGCUCCAGAGGUGAUCCAGGAAAUUGGCUAUGACUGUGUGGCAGACAUCUGGAGUCUAGGGAUAACAGCGCUGGAGAUGGCAGAGGGUAAACCACCUUAUGGUGACAUUCAUCCAAUGAGGGCAAUAUUCAUGAUUCCUACAAAACCUCCACCAUCAUUCAGAAACCCAGAUAAAUGGUCUCCAGAAUUUAUAGACUUUGUCUCAAAAUGUCUUGUCAAAAAUCCAGAGCAAAGAGUUUCAGCAGCUGAACUUAUGCAGCAUGAGUUUAUCAAAAAUGCAAAACCUCGUGAAGAUCUGCUCAGAAUGAUCAACGACGCCAAAGAAAUCCAGGCAGCUCAAAACAGCAUCAUCACCAAUGGCGAUGACUCGGAUGGGGAAGAUGAUGUUGACCAUGGAUCAACCAUGAAGAAAACUGACGAUUCAACCAUGAAAUCUACUUCAGAUACUCUAGUGAAAAGUGAGAGUGGAACAGUUGUUGUCAACAGUGAAGCCAGCACAAUGGUCGAGUCUGAUCUCGGUACGCUCGUAAUUAACGAGGACUCGGAGGACGAUUCAACAAUGAAACGAUGUGACACGGUGGUGAAAAAGCCCCCCGACUCUGGCUACAAAAGCAACAGUAGUAGCAGUAGUAGUAGGCAUGACACAGCCAAUGAAGGCAAAGACAAAUACAGACCCUCCUUCCUCGAUCAUUUUGAAAAGAAGGAACAGGACAAGGUUGCACCCCCACGGGCACAGCCCCAUGUGACCCCACCCCUCAAACACGUCACGCCACCUCACCAUUCCCAAAGGUCUUUCAUUGAUGGAGAUUUCGAUUUUCUAAGAAAUCUUCCAUACGAGGAACUUGAAUCCAGAUUGUCUGACCUUGACCCCGAAAUGGAGAGGGAAAUUGACGAAUUACGAGCUCGUUACCAGGCAAAGAGACAGCCCAUCUUGGAUGCAAUUGAUGCUAAAAAGAAAAGACAGAAUAAUUUCUAAGGUCUAUUCAGGAACUCUUUCCUGUGUUUUAAACUGUGAUGUAUGAAGAGAAUGGAUUUCUUGAAAAUUAAGUCACAUUGUAGUAGAUGGUGCUGAGAAUUGUUUGGAGAAUUGUGAUAAUAUUUUUCAGUCAUGAUUUUUUUUUUAAAAAAUCAUGUUUCAGUUUGGUUUUGAAAAAUCUUUAGUGAGAUUAUUUUCUUAAUCAUUGCAGCUGAUUUUAUUUUUCUCCUUUAUUACAAUUUUCAUUCAAGAAUCAUUUAUUUGAAAUUUUCUUUGACCAUGUAUACUUUUCAAGUAUAUUGCUAAACAGUUUAUAUUUGAAUGUCCUAGUCAUGGAACUAAUGACGAGGCUGUUUGAUAAUUUGGUUUGAGGUUUGUUUGUCACCAGCUGUUAUUUGAUAAAUUAAUAGUGCUUCCUUCUUGUUUAUUUUCUGAGAAGUUUACCCAGUACUUAAUUCGUUACUGGGGUAAUCAAUAUGUUGCUCACGUCUAUGAAAAGAAAACCCUACUUUUAUCCUUAUAUUUAUCAAAACGUGAAAUAGUCUAAGAACUGAACUUUGAAAAACUGUCUAUUUAAGCAUUUUAAGAAUUAUUUAUUUUAAAAAUAUCAGUUUACAUAUUAGAGCUUGAUGGGAAAAGGGAGAUAUGGUUUACAGGCAUGUAAUUAUUUUUUGUAAACCCACCAGCUCUAUAGCUUGUGAAUAUUUGAAAUAGAUGAAGAUAAUUUUGUAUUUUAUUUAACCCAGUUAAGUGUGUGGAUUUGUACUAGCUUGUUAUGGACUCAGUAUACUGUUAAUAAGUGUGUUGCUGAUUCUCAGAUAUAUUCUAAAAAUCAUUCAGUUCAUCACUACACUGUGGAAAAUCAUUAAUUUCAUCAAUUAUAUUAUCAUUGCCGGUUUGAUUGAAACAGUUAUUUUAGUAUAUUUCUGUUGAAGUAAUAUUCAGUGGACUGAUUCACAUUAGAAUUUCAUUGUAUGUGGUUCUUGCCACCAUUGUACAUCAAAAUCUUUUAAUUACUGAAGGAUGGGUUUAUGUACCAUAUAAUGUACAAAAAUUAUGUCCAUAUUGUCUUUAAUUUAAUGCCAAUUGUUGGGAUGAUAUUAGUAUUUUAAUUGACCUCAGACAAUGACUUUGUUUUUGCACAGUUGCUCUAGUCCUUGGGUCACUGUACACCAAAAUUUCACUGUUAUAUCAUGAUCAUCAUUUCUCAUAUAUUGUACAUGUAUGUAAGUGGCCAACCCAAAGUGCCAUGAUAUUUGCUAUGGUUGGAUUAUUGUCAGUUAAUAAGUCAAAUCUAAAUAGACAAAUGACUUCUUUUCAAAUGUAAUCACAAUGUAUGUUGUAGAGAGCAAUAAUAGAAACGACAAAGAUUCUGUGAGAUGAAAUCUAUGAAAAAAGAUAAAAUUCAUCAUUUUUUUUUAGUUAAAUGUUUAUUUUAAAAUUACUUAUAAAUGUAUGUUAUGUGAAUAUUCUUGGUAAUUAAGAGAGGACUUUAAUUGUUUUUGAUUAUGAUAUAUACAGAAUGCAUGUCUGUUUUCAUCAGUUUGAGUACAUUUCUGUUCAGAAUAAACACUGUACAUGAUAGUGCAAUAAUAUAGAGGUGUGAGCUGUACAUUUUAAAUAUUCUAGAUUAGUAUGAAUACUUAAUAUAUGUUUGUUCU
Molecule: messenger RNA, 3391 nt
Organism: Saccostrea echinata
Lineage: Eukaryota; Metazoa; Mollusca; Bivalvia; Ostreida; Ostreidae
Product: serine/threonine-protein kinase 3-like
Exons: 15
Coding region: 120-1730 (536 amino acids)
Biological process (GO): intracellular signal transduction; regulation of MAPK cascade; protein phosphorylation
Cellular component (GO): cytoplasm
Molecular function (GO): ATP binding; protein serine/threonine kinase activity
Source: RefSeq, a predicted model, not a curated record